Messenger RNA from Contarinia nasturtii (swede midge), 1451 nucleotides. Its product is annotated as ubiquitin-conjugating enzyme E2 H-like. Gene Ontology annotation, biological process: protein sumoylation. Gene Ontology annotation, molecular function: SUMO conjugating enzyme activity. NCBI's taxonomy places the organism in Eukaryota, Metazoa, Arthropoda, Insecta, Diptera, Cecidomyiidae. Gene Ontology annotation, cellular component: nucleus. The transcript has 4 exons. The record is from RefSeq and is a predicted model, not a curated record. The coding region runs from base 418 to 1272 and encodes 284 amino acids.
CAAUCACAAGCGAUGUUUAAUAUUUCAAACGAACGCUAUUCAAGCUGUGCGUGUCGUGUGUCGAUUUUGUACCAGAAAGCAAUUUUUUUUUUAUAUAUUUUCGUGAACAUCAAAAACAUCAAGCAAAUAUUCAUUUCAUUGUUUGGUUUGGAUGAAAUUGUUUAAAAUAAUAAAUCACACAAUUAACGAUACAAAAAAAUACCAAAUUGAAGUAACCAAACAUAGCACAGUUAAAUUCAAUUCACAGUGAGAGCACAAAGCGAAUUGAAGAAAGAAAACGCGCUGAGUCAUCGCCAAAAUAAGAGCAUUUGAUGUUGUGCUCAAGUUAAUUAACGACAAAGUUUAUUUAAAGAAAAAAGAUUAUUUUUUAGUUAAUUUAUCGUUAAUAAUCGAAUAAAAAGUCUAAGAUUAGAAAAAAUGUCGUCCCCAAAUGCACAUCGUAUUGAAAGUGAUAUCAUAAAAUUGAUAGAACAAAAAUACGAAGUUAACGGUGGUUUGAAUGAGAUUUUUGUUAAAUUCUUCGGUCCGAAAGACACUGCGUACGAAGGCGGUGUGUGGAAAGUUAGGGUUCGCCUACCAGAAAAUUACCCCUUCGAAUCUCCUUGUAUAGUAUUCAUGAACAAAAUCUUUCACCCGAAUAUCGAUGAACGAUUUGGCACUGUUUGUUUGGAUGUUAUCGAUAAAAAAUGGAGUCCAAUCUACGAUCUAUUGAAUUUGUUCGAAGAAAUUUUGCCGAACCUGUUAACAUAUCCAAAUGUAGAAUGUCCCUUAAAUAGAAAAGCGGCCACAAUUUUUAUUUACUCACCAAGUCAAUACAGUAAAUGGGUAUCGGAUCAUACUGAAUGUUUUGCUAACGAAGAAGUUGAACAAUCAGAAGACAGCUCACGCUCAGAAGACAGCUCACACUCAGAAGAUCACAGUCCAGUCAGCGAUCCGUAUGAGAGAAUACGCCAAUUGUCAUUGGACCUCAGUGAAUUACCGGGCAAUAAACUUGGUCAAGUUGUUAAAAUCAUAAUAGAAAAUGAGCCGUCACUUCGUGGUGCCAAUCCGGAUGAACUCGAAAUCGAUUUCCAAACCCUUCAACUGUGUACAAUUCGUGAACUGGAGAACUAUGCGGCAACACAAUUAGGCAGGGACCCGUUUAAAGAUAGACUUGAGAAAUAUUUGACUGCCUUGCGGGAAUAUACAGAAUUUGUUGAGAAAAAAAUAGCUUUAUUAGAAAAACGAAAGGCCCAUUAUAUGGAUGAGGAAAAUACAUCAGAAAUACAAUAGUCUUGUAAAAUAAUUUUAGCCACAUGAACUUUAUUUGUUAAUAUGAAGGAAAAAAAAACAGACAACCACAUCAAUUGAAUAAUUGAGAAAAUAUGCAUAAGAUUUUUGACAACUGAAUUUUAGAUACUUUGUAAUAUGUUCCAGGUUAAAAGAAAAUUCAAUAAAACCAAUCAAACUAA